AUAUUGGAACAACUUGUGUACGAAAACUCAGAUGAUUAUUCUACGGGUCAAGAAGGAACACUUCAACACACAUCACCUUUAUUUAUUACUCUCUUCGUCACAUAAUGUGACGUGUUCGAAUUUUGAGAGUCAAAUAAAUUAUUCUUUGAUCGUAAAGUUUUUCACAUACCUUUUAAAUAUUUUAAAUUAUUAAUUAUUAUGAGUUAUAAUACUUUUUACUUAGUUUUCAAAUACAUAAAUUUUAUUUUGAAGAAUUUAAAGAUUUUAUAUUCAAACACACGGUCAAAACUAAAAAAAUUGAAUCUUAAAAAGCAAAAAGUGUCACAUAAAUUAGGACAAAAGGGAGUACAAACUGUGAUAUGAAUUUAAUUGGUCUCAAAAAUCUUAUGUUUGUCUAUAUUGUUUUAUUUUUUAGUGAUGUCACUAUUACAACUCCCUCCGUCCUAAUUUAUGGGAUUAGUUUGACUAGGUACGGAGUUUAAGAAAUAACGAGAUGUCACUAAGACUUUUAAAUCUUGUGGUCUAAAAUAAGUCAAAGAUAUUUGUAUGAUUAUAAAUCAUCUCGUUAAAUGUAAAACGUAAAGUUUAAAGUUAAAUCGUUGACAAUUAGGAAAUGUGUUAUUUUUUUAUUUUUUUUUUGAACUGAUUAAAAAAGAAGGUGUAUCAUAUAAAUUGAGUAAUUAAGACGAGUGAUAUUAAAGAGAAAAACCUUUUAUUUUUGUUUGCAACCAAUUCCUUUUCCUGAUAGGAAUCGCUAACACUUUUCUUUCUAAUAGUCCGAACGUGGGUUUUUGGUUCUCUAAGUUGUCAUUUUUUCCUUAUUUUGUUGGGUAGUUUUGGAAAGACUUGUGAUAUUAAUUUUUAAUUAUUUUUCCUGUUGAAAGUUUCCAAAUUUAAAGUUUCUUAGUUAAGUUUUACAAUUUAUUAUUUUAAUAAAAGUAACAUUUGAAUCCCGUGCUAUUUGGGAUGGAAUUUUCCUAUAUAUACGGUUGAAUUUUGUUUCUCUUCUUUACCUCUCUUAGAACGAUUCUUUUAGCACUGAUUGAUCACUAAAAAAAACAAUGGAGACCAACGUGACAAUUUUGAGUAUUGAUGGAGGAGGCAUUAGGGGAAUCAUACCUGCCACCAUUCUUGAAUAUCUUGAAUCUCAACUUCAGGAAUUGGAUGGCGAGGACGCAAGGCUCGCCGAUUAUUUCGAUAUAAUCGCAGGAACGAGCACAGGUGGAUUGGUGACGGCCAUGUUAACUGCACCAAACAAAGAAGGACGUCCUCUUUUUGCUGCUAAAGAUAUCACACCUUUCUAUCUUGAACAUGGCCCAAAGAUCUUUCCACAUAAUGGGGGGUUGUUUGGAUCAAUAAGAAAGAAAUUUAAAUCUCUCGUGAGACCAAGGUAUAACGGGAAAUAUCUUCACCAAGUUAUAAAGGAGAAACUAGGCGAGACUCGGCUACUUGAAACCUUAACGAACAUUGUUAUUCCAACUUUUGAUAUCAAGAAUUUGCAGUCAAGAGUCUUCUCUACUUUUGAGGCCAAAGAAAAUCCAUUAAUGGAUGCUCGGCUAUCAGAUAUAUGCAUCAGCACAUCUGCAGCUCCAACAUAUCUUCCAGCCCAUUAUUUCAAGAACCAAGACAAAGAUGGCAACUUUCAAGAAUUCAAUCUUGUAGAUGGUGGAGUUGCAGCCAACAAUCCGGCCCUUAUAGCAACGACGGAAGUGACCAAGCAAAUCCUCCAUGGGAAUUCAGAUUUCUUUCCGGUAAAGCCAGAUGAUUAUGGUCGCUUUUUAGUGAUCUCACUAGGUACAGGAACAUCAACAAAAAUGAAAUUGAAAUACAAUGCUAAAACAGCAGCCAAAUGGGGUCUUUGCAAAUGGCUCCUCUAUGGUGGUUCAUCUCCAAUCUUGGACCUUCUUACUCAUGCCAGUGAUGAUAUGGUUAAUUUCCAUAUUUCUGCCCUCCUCCAAGCACUUCAUUCCGAAAAUAAUUAUCUUCGCGUUCAGGAUGACACAUUGACAGAGACUGAUUCCUCCGUUGACAUAUCAACAGAGGUUAACAUGAGGAGAUUAGUUGAAAUUGGGAAGAAAUUGCUGAAAAAAACAGUUUCAAAGAUUGAUUUGCAUACAGGUCUACUUGAACCGUGUGAACAUAGUGGCUCAAAUGAAGAAGCUUUGAAAAGGCUCGCUAAGUUGCUUUCAGAAGAAAGAAGACUUAGGAAAUCCAAGGCAGCUUUACCAAACAACAGACUAUAG
Messenger RNA from Lycium ferocissimum, 2243 nucleotides. Its product is annotated as patatin-like protein 2. The transcript has 5 exons. Gene Ontology annotation, biological process: lipid metabolic process. Gene Ontology annotation, molecular function: monoacylglycerol lipase activity; glycerophospholipase activity. The coding region runs from base 1062 to 2243 and encodes 393 amino acids. The record is from RefSeq and is a predicted model, not a curated record. Lineage: Eukaryota; Viridiplantae; Streptophyta; Magnoliopsida; Solanales; Solanaceae.